UUUAUAGCGGUACGGAAAGACUGAAAGCAUGAAAGUUGAAGGAAAACAAGUGUUGACAUAUGGAAAAGUAAGUCAAAAAAUUGUGAAACAUCAAAAUAUUUACCAGGCACAAAGUUCCGAAAAUAAAGAUUGAACGAGUUUUUCUCGUCUGAUACAUAUUAUUUAACAAACCCGAUAAUAUAAACCAACCAACAAGCACAGCAGAUUGUUACACAUAUCGCCGAAAAAUCUCGAAAGUUCCGGAAGAUUGCUUUCUUUCGGCUUAGGAUGUCUUCUCCGCCAUUCCACCAUUUCGGUUUUUACCACGGAACAAAGAAGAUCACUCCGCUGAAGAUUCGCAACCCGAGCAUUCAUCCGUCGCAGAUAAUGCCCUCACCGAGUGGAGUACCGUUCAAUAUGAAUGACAUGCCCUGGUGUUACAACGGAAAACCAGGUCAGUUGAUGGAAUUCAAUGCGGUCAUUCGAGCCAGCCCGAUAAUGCCGGGACAGAUGCAAAUGGGACAAUUCCUAUCAGUGCCGCCAGGAGCCACGGCGAUGUGCCAGGACAUUCGCAAACGAAAAACGGAACCAGAUGUGGUGCCAAUCCCAUCGAAGCUAUUCCUCACAGAAGACGUAAUGGCGUCACACAUGAACAAUUUGCACUUAUCAUCGGAGUACACAACGCACAAUAUCGAAACAACAACCGACGACGUUUUGCCAGCAGCCCCCGGUAGUUUAUCGCCAUGCUCGUCACUGGAUGAUGAAAUGUCCCUCGGAGAAGCACCAGCAACUAACAACAACCAUCACAUUUUCAUGUCACCACAGGAGCUCGAGGAGCGUCUCCGGAAGGCUCAGCGUAUCUCCGUGUGUGAGGAAGUUCGAAAACUGGAGAAACAGGCAGAUAUAUUACCCCAAGCGCUGCUACAGCGGAUCGAGAAACCGUGCUCAGCGCUGGUUUUGUGGCAACCGCCACAGCAGCUGGAGAAGCUGGUUACGAAAGUUAGCGAGGCACUGAAGGAAAAAGAGAGCAAAGAAGAAGAGGAAAAGGUCGAAUCGCGAAGGCCUACCAACGAGAUCGGGAUGAUGAUGAUGGGCAUCGACGAACCACUGCCAGAUCUGCCGGACUACGAUGCCGAUCUCGACUUUGAGGAGAAUAAUAACAAUGUGGCUUCAAUGGGGGAUCUCAACAAUGUUAUGGAUGUUGAAAUGUAGUGUAUGAUGGUACCGGAGAGGAGAGUGUGUUGCAUGUGUGAGCUUGUGUUUUAGUCUGUGUGUGAUUCCGAUGACAGUUCGAAGGUGGUAGAUCUGGCGGUGUGGACGGUGGAUAUUUAACAUGUCAUAUAUACUGUGCUUAUCUCACUACUUGGCGUAUGUUUGUGUAAAUCAACUUUUAUUAAGCAGCAUUAACCAGAAGGUCCGUUUAUACUUUUUGGUGAAACUUGUAUAACUAAUAAACAUGGAA
Topomyia yanbarensis is the source of this 1441-nucleotide messenger RNA. RefSeq lists its product as uncharacterized. Bases 268 to 1191 code for a protein of 307 amino acids. Lineage: Eukaryota; Metazoa; Arthropoda; Insecta; Diptera; Culicidae. The transcript has 3 exons. The record is from RefSeq and is a predicted model, not a curated record.